Molecule: messenger RNA, 651 nt
Organism: Leptidea sinapis
Lineage: Eukaryota; Metazoa; Arthropoda; Insecta; Lepidoptera; Pieridae
Gene: RpL18
Product: 60S ribosomal protein L18
Exons: 4
Coding region: 73-624 (183 amino acids)
Biological process (GO): translation
Cellular component (GO): cytosolic large ribosomal subunit; ribosome
Molecular function (GO): structural constituent of ribosome; RNA binding
Source: RefSeq, a predicted model, not a curated record
UCAACUCUGUCAUUUUGUUAUCGUCAAUUUUGACAGCUAUUUAUAGUCUCUUUUCUAGUUCCGAUUGCCAAUAUGGGUGUCGACAUCAACCAUAAACAUGAUAGGAAAGUUCGGCGCACCGAAGUUAAAUCUAAAGAUGUGUACUUGAGACUACUCGUCAAGCUAUACAGAUACUUAGCCAGGCGCACAGAUGCCAAGUUUAACCAGAUCAUUUUGCGUCGGUUAUUCAUGAGUAGAAUUAACCGUGCUCCAAUCUCCCUCUCUCGCUUGGCACGUCACAUGAAGAAGCCUACUCGCGAGGGUCUGAUCAGUGUGGUAGUCGGCACAGUCACUAACGAUGUUAGGCUGUUCAAUGUACCAAAACUCACAGUAGCUGCCCUGCAUGUAACUGAGAAGGCCCGAGCCCGUAUCUUAGCUGCUGGAGGUGAAAUCCUGACUUUUGACCAACUUGCACUUCGCGCACCUACUGGACGCAAGACUGUGUUGGUACAAGGUCGCAGAAACGCGCGUGAAGCAGUCCGCCACUUCGGGCCAGCACCUGGUGCUCCACGCUCACACACAAAGCCCUAUGUACGAACAAAGGGACACGAGCACGCAAAACCCAGCCGCCGUUCAAAUGUGUAAUCUUGUUAAUAUAAGGACUACUAUCUA